GGCCAUAUGCCUUUUGAAGCGUCUCUUUCUCGUAGGCAUAUGUGCCCUACUCGUAACUGACAGUUGCCAUAGACGGGGAAAUGAAUUCAUCUUUGUAAAUAAUCCCAUGGAUAAAUGUCAACAGACAUCUAGUUUAUUUAUUUCAGGACCCGAGCCAAAGUGACUACCAGAAUACUAAGUUAACUGUGUGCGUCUUACAGCCGUGUGGAAAAGAAACGAGGAAACAGGCUAACUUUAGGCUAACAUUAACGUUGCUUUUUGAGAAGAUGUCAAAAUUUAAUUUCAGCUUCAGGAGAAGCGAAAGGAAAGCAUUUAAGCACAUAGCUCACGGUCUGAUCCCUGCUGCCACCAUCGCCCCCAGACCUGCCGUGCCUCGCACCCCUCCCCCCCGCAGCCCCAACCCCUCCCCAGAGAGACCCAGGUCAGCUCUUGCGGCGGCCAUCUUGACCUCCUCUCUGACGGGGCGCACAGUGGCCAUCCCCCCUGUCCGCGCACGCUCAUUCUCUGAGAGUGACUGCUUGCGCUCAGAACACUCCGACGACUUCCAGCCCUUCGCCACCACUGCCCUCUACACAAGAGACCGCUGGUCAGAUGUUCCUGUGGGCCUGAGACCUCGCUGCCCCUCCCCUGGCCGCUCUGCAGAGGAUGAGGAUGAUGAAGAGGAGGAGGAGGAGGAUGAAGGCCUAGAGGAGGAGGAGCUGUCGGAGGACGGACACGUGUACCAGUCCGUGGAGAACCCCAUCAGAAGCCCGUCGCAAGAUCUCAUCUACGCCGUCCCCCUCAAACUGAGAGCCUCCCAGUCAGAUGGAGAUAUACUGACAGAGGACAGCACUUUUGACAUAGUCUCACCCCUGCACACAGAAGAAGAGAUCGAAGAGGAGCCAAUAGAGAAGCGGCGGAGGUCUUCACCAUCACACACUCUCUCUACUCCGAUUCAGCCAAGACGUGCCUCACCUCCCCAGCCGAGAACACAGUCACCCACACACACCAGCACGCACACACACACACCUCCACACACCAGUACACACACCAGCAGACACGCAACGAGCUCUCCCAAGGCCAUGCCCUCUCCAGGCCUCCGUGUGGACCGUGCUGAGGUGAUGGAGACCAGUAGGAAGCAGCAGCAGAAGAGGAGCUCAGAGACGAGCCGGACAGGGCUGGGCUCGGAGGCGGGGGAGGCGUACCGCGAGGCCCUGGAGGUGCAGAGGGAGCUGGUGCGGGCGCUGCAGGAGCAGACGCGGGGGCUGGGCGGGGAGAAGCAGGCCCUCAGGAGGAGGUGCGAGGAGCAGGGGCACCUCCUGCAGGAGAGCCAGCAGCGCCUCCUCGCCCUGGAGAGGGAGCUCAGCACUGCCCUCAGGGACAACAGCCCACACACAGGUGAGACGGCGGAGCUGCAGAGUCUGCGUCAGCACGCCCAGGAGCUGGUGGACGAGAAUGACGCGCUCAAAAUGACCGUGCACCGCCUCAACGUGGAGCUGAGCCAGUACCAGGCACGCUUCAGACCACUGUCCAAAGAGGAGAGUGCUAGGACACCAGGGUUGCCAGUGAAAGGCCCAUCUCCUCCGUGGUUGCUGGACAUGAAGUAUUUAUCUCCGCUGCUGUUGGCCUAUGAGGACCGGCUAGUGGAGAAGGAUGCGCUCCUACACUCCUGUGCGGAGGAGGUGAGGAAGUUGCGUGUGCAGACUGAGGAGGUGGUGAAGGAGAACGAGAAACUUCAUGAGCAGAUGAGCAAGACGGGAGGCAUCAGCCACAAAGAGUGGAAGCAGCUACAGGAGCAGGCUCGUCUGGUUCUGGAGGAGAACCAGGUUCUUCUGGAGCAGCUGGAGGUGCAGCAGGCCAAAGCCAAAGAGAGCCAGAACCGUCAUCAUCAAGAGGUGGCUAAAGUGUCCAAGCAGCUGGUGCUCCAGGAGGAUGAGCUGUUGCGCCUGCAGAGGGAGCUAGAGGACACGCGCCGCGAACUACACACUCUCCAACACCAGGAGGCCGCCACCCGGCAACAACACCAGAGUGAUAUCAGCCAACUCACACGGCGUGUGGAAGAGGAGGAGCGCCGUUGGCGGGGGGAGCUGGAUGAGCUGCUGGGGAAGAUGGCGGCUGUGCAGGCGGAGCGGCAGAGUCUGGUGCGGGACCAGGGCCAGCUCCACGCCAACACCCAGAGCCUGGAGGCCGAGCUGGAGCGCUCACGCCACGCACACAGAAAAGCCCAGCGACGUGCAGAAGCCCUGAAGCAGCAGCUGGAGGAGUCCAUGGAUAAGGAGCUGACUGCCCUGCACUACCUGGCUGGAGUGGUGGGACUUGCUGAGAAGACCACACAGGAGAGAGACCAGCUCAUACACAUGGCCUCAGCGCUGGAGAAGGACAAACAGGACGUCCUCACCCGCACCAUCCAGGGCACCGUGCAGCUCGCCAAGCUACAGGAGAAGGUCAAGGUGUAUAAGCGGGAGGCGUUGGGCAGUGUGAGCGGUCUCGGCCGGCGUCUGGUGGAGCAAGAGGAGGCGUUUGCUGGUCAGGCCGAGAGCUUCCUAAGGGAGCGCCAGCACCUGGCACAUCUUCUCAGGGACAAGCAAGAGGCACUGGACGGAGCUUUGCAGCAGAAGAGGGAGGUGGAGUUUGAGCUGGAGGCAGUGUGGGAGUCCGUCUCCAGAGAAAGCCAGCGUAUCCGUGACGCCGCGCUGGAGUCUCCUGCAUCAGGGAUGCUGGUUGCCCUGAGCGACGGCCUCCCUGCUGACUGGACCCCUCCUGGAGGGUCGCCCCGAGGCCACCUGCACAGCCCCCUCCCCCUGGCAGAGUCAGCAAAGCGCCCCCUAGAGGCCAGUCCACUAAACCCACUGGAGUUCUAUUCCUGACUACUGUCUCCGUGUGUGUUUGAGGAGGCCACUGCAACACACACACACACACACACACACAUAUGCACACACUCACACACACACGUGCACACACUCACACACACACACACACACACGUGCACACACACACACACGUGCACACACGUACUCACACACACACACACACACACACACACACACACACAUACACAUACACAUACAAAUACACACACACACAAAUCCUGUAAUUUGUGGACCCAGACUCUUGAAGGCCAGACUCUUAAAGGCCAUUCAGACUUCUCUGACCUAUCCUCCAAGGAGCUUCUUUAGAUCAUGUGACCAAAAAGCAGAACGUUGUUCCUCCCAUAUCACUAUGGAUACCUCUCAUAGGUUACUGGUGCUGUUCAGCAGACAUGCUACUCGUGGAUGUCCAAUCAGAAGAUUCGUCUCUCUGCCACUCAGAGGGCUGUUAUAACACUUAAUUUUAGCCUUAAGCACUGUUCUUAAUGUUUUUAAUGUUUUUAGAAUGUGUGUGUUACCAGAAAAGCCAUAUGUUUCAUGUAUAUUUGUGUGUGUGACUGUGUGUGUGUGUGUGUGUGAGAGGUGCCUGCAUUCCAGACAUGUGCAUAAGAGGUGCGUGCCCUACAUCAUGUAUGUGUGUGUGUGUGUGUGUGUGUGUGUGUGUGAGAGAGUGUCUCUGUGUCUGUGUGUAUGUGCAGUAUAAGGUGCAUUAGACUUGGAUUUGCUGUCAUAAUAGCACACACAGGUUAAGUUUGUGCUCUAAAUCUACACAGUCAUCCUUACAUAGAACUUAACAUUCAGCUUUACUCUCAUCAUCUUUAUUUUCACUUCUAUAGCAUUGCAGUCAUCCUUACAUAGAUCUGUUUCAUUAGCUCUGGAUUCCCCUUGAUCACUUGAUGAACCCCUAUGCAUAACAGCAUCACAGCAGCUAUGCGAUAGGGCCUGCCACGCUCCUCCUGCUGCUGCUCUGCCCAGAGCCCAGGUGCCUUAUGGGAAUCCUACCUGCUGCUUCCAGUGCUGUAUGCUCGGGUGACCCAGAGGAUACUACACCAAACACUAGCAUGGGACGGCGCUGUUUUACACUACGCACAGAACCAAACUCUAGCAUGGGACAGCGCUGCUCUGGUAAACACAGAACCAAACUCUAGCAUGGGACAGCGCUGCUCUGGUAAACACAGAACCAAACUCUAGCAUGGGACAGCGCUGCUCUGGUAAACACAUAACCAAACACUAGCAUGGGACAACGCUGUUAUACGCUACACACAGAACCAAACACUAGCAUGGGACAGCGCUGCUAUACACUACACACAGAACCAAACACUAGCAUGGGACAGCGCUGCUAUAUACGCUACACACAGAACCAAACACUAGCAUGGGACAGCGCUGUUAUACGCUACACACAGAAACAAACACUAGCAUGGGACAGCGCUGUUAUACGGGCAGAGGUACAGCGCUAAUGAUGCACAGCUCAUUUCUAUUUAGUCACGGACUUGCACAUGCACUUGAGUGCUCACUGAUUUUGUACCAGAGAAACACAUAAAAUACAUGUGCUGUGUGUGUUAGACGAGAGUGUGUGUUAGAAGAGAGUGUGUUUCUUGUGCUGUGAGAAUAAAGGGAGAAUCAUUAAGAAUGAACACUGAUGACCUGGAGCCCAUUAUCAUACCCAUUAUCAAUUAUGUGUGUGUGUGUGUGUGUUUGCUGAUUGUGUAUGGGGACUCGGUAGCAGCGAGGUCUUCUUAUUAAUAUGUGUAAUUGAAGUCUUGUUCCACUGACGCUGGGGGACAGCGGUCAUCACCGCUGUGGCUUUGGCCUUUUCUACAGGUGUGGAUGGACAGGGUCAUGACCCCUGCGGCUUUGGCCUUUUCUACAGGUGUGGAUGGACAGGGUCAUGACCCCUGCGACUUUGGCCUUUUCUACAGGUGUGGAUGGACAGGGUCAUGACCCCUGCGGCUUUGGCCUUUUCUACAGGUGUGGAUGGCUGUAAAAGCUGAC
Molecule: messenger RNA, 4838 nt
Organism: Alosa sapidissima (American shad)
Lineage: Eukaryota; Metazoa; Chordata; Actinopteri; Clupeiformes; Clupeidae
Gene: cep89
Product: centrosomal protein 89
Biological process (GO): chemical synaptic transmission; mitochondrion organization; cilium assembly
Cellular component (GO): ciliary transition fiber; centriole
Source: RefSeq, a predicted model, not a curated record